AUGGCGCACCCGGAUGAGCUCGACGAGCGCAAACUCCCCGAUGAAGUUCAAGAUAGUCAGCCCGCCGUUGGUGUGGGCGAAUUGAACUUUGAUGAAUACACGCGGGGAGGCCUCGGUCGGCAUAUGGGAGUCUUUUCGACUAUUUUUCUCAUUGUCGGUCGCAUGGUGGGAACCGGUAUCUUCUCUACGCCAUCGUCAGUCACAAACAGCGUCGGAAGCGUUGGCGCAGCAUUGCUUCUGUGGGUAUUAGGCCUCGCCCUUGCUGGCGCUGGGCUGUGCGUAUGGCUGGAAUUUGGGUGCAUGAUGCCACGCAGUGGAGGAGAAAAAGUGUACCUGGAGGCCGCCUGGGGUCGACCAAAGCUAUUAAUUACGGUGGUAUUUGCCGUCCAGGCCGUUGCGCUCGGCUUCACAGGUAUGGGCCUUGCCCAGGGAUGCAUCGUCUUUGCCUCGAAUAUUUGGGUGGCAGCAGGAAAAGAAGCCUCCGAGUGGGACCAGCGAGGUGUCGCUAUUGCAGUGAUCGUAGUCAUCACCUUGCUCCAUACGCUCGUUCCCAAAUGGGGCGUUCGGGGCAUGAACGUUAUCGGUGUUUACAAAAUCAUUCUCCUGCUGUUUAUUGUGAUCACCGGCUGGGUGGUUCUCAGUGGACGCGCCUCGAGAAUUCCCGACCCGCACGCCAGUUUCCAUAAUGCCUUUGCCGGGUCAGCCACCUCGAGUAAUCUUUAUGCGACCGCUUUGUUCAAGGUGUUGAAUUCCUUCUCAGGAUGGUCUAAUGCGGCGUAUGUGCUCAAUGAGAUCAAAAACCCGGUCCGUACUUUGAAAAUCGCGGCACCCAUUGGGUUAUUGCUUAUCGGCACGCUGUAUCUGCUGGCCAACGUGGCAUACUAUGCCGCAGCCACCCCGGAAGAGGUUGCACAAAGUGGUGUGACCGUGGCUUCAUACUUUAUGGGCAAGGUGUUUGGGGAAUCCGCUAAGCGUGCCCUCAGUGUCCUGAUUGCCAUCUCUGCAUUUGGCAAUGUGAUGACCGUCACCUUCGCCCAAUCUCGAGUCAACCAAGAGCUGGCCAAGGAAGGGGUGAUCCCCUUCCCGGAGUUCUGGGCAUCGAACUGGCCAUUUGGCUCACCGUCGAGCGGUCUGUUGCUGCACUUUAUCCCAUCUUUCAUCAUUAUUGUCGCUAUUCCGUUCGGCGAUGCCUACAACUUCAUCCUCGACCUCGAGGGUUACCCGGCCAGUGUGAUCAACUUCUUGGUUGUUGCAGGCCUGUUUUAUCUUCGGUGGACCGCGUCCGAUAUUCCUCGACCAUUCAAAGUUUGGUGGCCUGUUGCUUUUUUCUUCAUGGUUGGCCAGGCGUUCCAGUUGGUCGCACCAUUUAUUCGACCUCCCGGAGGAAAGGGAGACACCUCAUUGCCAUACUGGCUGUCUUCUGUGGUCGGCAUUGUGGUGCUGGUGCUAGGCGUAAUAUACUGGGCAGCAUGGCAGAAGAUUCUGCCAGCUGUGGGCAGGUAUAAGCUGGUUCCAGAGCACAAGGUGCUGUCUGAUGGUACAACGGUGGUGGUCUAUAACAGGGAAAAGCUUGAAUAG
Penicillium alfredii is the source of this 1578-nucleotide messenger RNA. Its product is annotated as amino acid/polyamine transporter I. Gene Ontology annotation, biological process: amino acid transmembrane transport. The transcript is spliced from 5 exons. Gene Ontology annotation, cellular component: membrane. Gene Ontology annotation, molecular function: L-amino acid transmembrane transporter activity. The record is from RefSeq and is a predicted model, not a curated record. Lineage: Eukaryota; Fungi; Ascomycota; Eurotiomycetes; Eurotiales; Aspergillaceae. The coding region runs from base 1 to 1578 and encodes 525 amino acids.